Coregonus clupeaformis (lake whitefish) is the source of this 1275-nucleotide messenger RNA. RefSeq names its product BTB/POZ domain-containing protein KCTD16-like. The record is from RefSeq and is a predicted model, not a curated record. Gene Ontology annotation, biological process: regulation of G protein-coupled receptor signaling pathway; protein homooligomerization. The coding region runs from base 370 to 1275 and encodes 301 amino acids. The transcript has a single exon. Gene Ontology annotation, cellular component: postsynaptic membrane; presynaptic membrane. Lineage: Eukaryota; Metazoa; Chordata; Actinopteri; Salmoniformes; Salmonidae. Gene Ontology annotation, molecular function: protein binding.
AUUUCCCUCGGUAAUGUUCUUCUCCCAGGGGCAAUGGAGGCGGAGCAACUGAUGCACCUUUGAUGCGUCCGUAUAUAUUUUUGUAGUCUCAAAACACUGAUUUUUUCGACUGCCCAGCUCUGUUAUUUUUUGCUAUCUUUUUAAGGUGGGUCUCGUGGACAUCCUUCACUAUGCGAUUUUUCGAGGACUACUGGUAGGUGAAUGACUGUCUUUAUAAGGAUUAUUUGUCAUAAUCUAUCUUCAGUGUGUUUAAUUGUACACUGUACCUUUUUUUCACCAAGAUACCUUAUUUUAUUCCAAGUAAAAGAGCAACUUUUGGACAUCAAUCUACCGUUUCCAUCUAAAAUUCAGUGGAGUUUUUAGUCAUUCAUGAUGGAAACAAUGGCAUUGAGUGGAAACUGUAGAACUAACUCUACGUCCAACGACCAAGGAUCUGUUCAGAAUAGUUUCCCAGAUGUUGUAGAAUUAAAUGUCGGGGGACAGGUGUAUUACACGCGUCAUGCAACGUUAGUAAGCACCCCGAAUUCCUUGCUUGGAAAAAUAUUCUCACCCAAGAAAGAUACCACUAACGACUUGGCGCGGGACCCUAAGGGACGCUAUUUUAUCGACAGAGAUGGAUUUUUAUUUCGAUAUGUGCUGGACUUCCUCAGAGACAAACAAGUUGUACUGCCCGACCAUUUUCCAGAGAAGGGGAGGCUUAGGAAAGAGGCGGAGUACUUUCAGUUGUCAGACAUGGUCAAACUAUUGACCCCCGACGAUUUAAAACACAGUCCAGACGAUUACUUCCACAGUGAUUUUGAAGAUGGUUCUCAUGGCAGCGACCACAAGAUGUGUCCGCCGUCGUCACUGGUCCCGGCGGACAGAAAAAGUGGGUUCAUUACAGUUGGUUACAGGGGCUCUUGCACAAUGGGCAGAGAGAGUCAAACUGACGCCAAAUUCAGAAGGGUCCCGCGGAUUUUGAUUUGUGGGAGGGUUGCGUUAGCCAAGGAAGUUUUUGGGGAGACCUUGAAUGAGAGUCGAGACCCAGACAGGACACCGGAUCGAUAUACUUCCAGGUUUUACCUGAAGUUCAAACACCUUGAGAGAUCAUUUGACAUCCUGUCAGAGUGUGGUUUCCAGAUGGUUGCCUGUAACUCUUCAGUCACAGCGUCCUCCGUGAAUCGACACACAGAGGACAAGAUCUGGUCAAGUUACACUGAAUACAUCUUCUAUCGUAAGUGGCUUUCGUUUUUACCAGGUACCAUCGUAACUCUACACACAUCCCAUGUGAAAUAG